Messenger RNA from Dichotomopilus funicola, 1455 nucleotides. RefSeq names its product phosphatase 2C-like domain-containing protein. The record is from RefSeq and is a predicted model, not a curated record. The transcript has a single exon. Bases 1 to 1455 code for a protein of 484 amino acids. Gene Ontology annotation, biological process: protein dephosphorylation. Gene Ontology annotation, cellular component: mitochondrion. Gene Ontology annotation, molecular function: [pyruvate dehydrogenase (acetyl-transferring)]-phosphatase activity. Lineage: Eukaryota; Fungi; Ascomycota; Sordariomycetes; Sordariales; Chaetomiaceae.
AUGCGGCCACUGUGUAUUGCCCUUCGACGUCCUGGCAACGGCAUCCCACUCCAACCCAACAAGUUCUAUCGAUAUUAUACGAGAGGGCCGUCUUCGACGCCGCCUACCCAUGGAAACACGACGAGAUACGCUGCACUUGUCGGUGUAGCUAGCGCAGCAGCAGGCUUCUGGUGGAUGACGACAACACGCCGCGAUCAGGUCCCGCAGCUCGACAACCCCCUCGCUACGCACCUAGCCAUUCAGCCGGGUCCGUCGGAGGCCAGCGUCUCACGGAUGCUGUCCCAAGGCGCAUACUCAUUUCCAGUCAAAGGCGUUCCCGGCGUCAACAGAUACGACGGCGCUCAGGUGGCCUCCAAUAGCCCUUGCGAAGACCGCUUCACCCAUGGCAAAUUUCCCUCACCGCGGGGCGACGGCAGCCAGUGGAUGGCAUGGGCUGUCUUUGAUGGCCACGCCGGAUGGCAGACAGCGGACUUGCUGGAGAAGCAGCUCCUGCCCUUUGUGCGAUACAACUUAAACCAAUCCAAGGCAGCCAUGGACGACGAGUCCGCAGCCGUAGAGGCGGUGCAGCGCGCGGUCACACAAGGGUUCCUGAGCCUCGACAACUCCAUUAUGAAGACCGCCUUGGACAUCUCUCAAAGCGCCGAGCCGCUACAAGAUAAGGUGAGGAGGUUAACGCCGGGCCAUGCAGGCUCCUGUGCUCUUCUAUCCAUCUACGAUCCGGUGUUGAGUGUGCUGCACGUGGCGUGUACCGGAGAUUCAAGGGCCGUAUUGGGACAAAAACGGCCAGACGGAACGUGGGAAGCGAUAGCCUUGUCAGUGGAUCAGACGGGAACGAACCCCGAGGAGGUUGCCAGGCUCAGCAGGGAGCACCCAGGGGAGAAAAACAUCGUCAAGGACGGACGGGUCCUGGGUAUCAUGGUCUCCCGAGCGUUUGGCGAUGGCCGGUGGAAGUGGCCGCUGGAACUGCAAGAAGACCUAAAGCGAAGAUUUUACGGCCCACCACCAUUGACGCCAAAGUACGACAUACGUACGCCGCCAUACUUGACUGCCGAGCCGGUCAUGACGGCGACAAAGAUCGAGCCCGGCAAACCGGCCUUCUUGAUCACGGCAACGGAUGGGCUGUGGGACAACCUUUCCAACCAGCAGGCCGUCGAGUUAGUCGGGAAAUGGCUCGAGUUGAAGGAGUCGGACAAGGGAGGCACGAAUCCGGUCUCGACUCGUGCACAGUUUGACUUUAGCCAGUUUCGAACUGUGGUUAGUCGGACUUUUGUCGAGGAGAGAACGACUAUACAGGACAACAAUGCCGCGGUGCAUCUGGUGCGUAACUCUCUGGGUGGAAACCACCACGAGCUGGUAGCGGCGCGUCUAGCCUUUGACUCUCCAUUCUCCCGGAGAGUCCGGGAUGAUAUCACAGUGCAGAUCGUGUUCUUCGCAAACAACCAAGACGCUGCCUAG